AAUGGCUUAGGUUAAUAAGAGGAAGCAAUCUAAAUCUUUGGAUGAUAGUGAAGUAGCAAUAAACAAAUUAAGUGAUAGUAUAGGGUGAAGCAGUGUAAGGUCGGUGGAUAAAGGAGGAGCAUUAGAGAUUCGUAGAGGCAUUGAGCCUACAUGGGAAGAAUUGGAAGAAAGUUGAGGAAUAUGUUGGUACAAGAAGUGGAGCAUAAAUCAGGUAUUUUGUAUACGAUAGUUUCAUCAGAUCUCAUGCUCAGAAAUUUUUCAAUCGUUUAGAGAAAGAAUUCAAUUAAUAAUUUAAUGGACUGAAAAGUUCAGAGAUUAAGGAAAUCUUUGAAAACAAGAAGUUUCAUUAAUUUUCUGAAGGAGAUUAAAUGCAAAUGAAAUAGAAGAACAACUCUAUCAUGGGUAUGACAUCAUAUUUUUAUAUUUAUUUUUAGAUGUAUCCGACGAUGAAGUCCAGAUUAAUGUGGAGUCUAUGCAAGUGGAAUCCAACCAAUAAUAGCAACAAAUUAAAGCCCAAUUGCAAUAAGGUAUUCUAGACCUCAAUCUGCCUGACUCCCAAACUCAUAAUCCUACUAAAGAAUAAGUCACGAAAUAUUAGCAAUAAUAAAGGAAAAUUCAAAAAAAACUCCAAGAUGUUUAAGACAUGAAUCAACUACCAGAUGAACUUCUUAAAGAAAUUUGUAAUCUGCACAAAGAAAAAGGACAGAUCAUGGCUAUUUAACAGAUUCAAAGCGCCUAUCAAUCCAUCUCAGAAGUCAAUCUGAAUGAUGAUUUGCAGAAUCAACAAAUAACUUAAGAAUAGAAGCAACCCUCCACCCUGGAUCAAGAUAACAAUUAAGAAUCCAGACCAGGAAAUGAUGAGUCCUUUUUUCAUUUUAUCAUGUAUUCAAUACCUCAUUAAAAUCCAGGGCCAAAAUUUCCAAGUAUUUAAAGAAUAGGAAAUUGAGUUUAUCUGAUUUAAUAAAUGUACCUAAAUCUGAAAAAGAGAUCCAAUUAGAUUCUCAGCCACAAAAAUGUGAUCAAUAGCAAGAGGCUGAGGGACAAAGAAGUAGAAAACAAUCAUUUACUUUUUAUAACGAUUAAGACGAAGAUAACGAAGCUCGAUAUUAGAAUCUUAAGAAAACUAAAAAAGAUUGAGAU
Molecule: messenger RNA, 1140 nt
Organism: Paramecium octaurelia
Lineage: Eukaryota; Ciliophora; Oligohymenophorea; Peniculida; Parameciidae
Source: the annotation of a GenBank genome assembly